AUCCUUCUUCAUCCUUUCUCAUCCCUCAUUGCGCUAUAAUGUCACAAUCCAUGAAGUCAAUCGCUUCACAGGUUAUUCGCCUGACCAACAUCGAUGCAGGCCUUUCUGCCACCAACCACUGACAUUGUUUUGUUCUACGAGAACACUGGCAGUGAUCCUGACUUUCUGAGCAGUGGCAUGCUCAGGGAGGCUUUCUACAAGGCAUUGGAGAAAUUUCCAAUAUAUCUCGGAUACUUCAGACAGCGCACCGACGGAGGACUCGCAAUUGUCAUUGACAAGGACGAUCUGAAUAUGCCAAACUACCUCGAGUCAACCUCGGAUAUCCUCUUUUCAGACAUCAAAUCCUCGAGCUACAACCCACGCACCUGGCCUGCUGGGCUGAUGACUACCAGCAUGUUUGCACUUCCUGACCAAGCAACCGGCCAGAUAAAGAUGCUGCAUGUCCAUAUUGUCAGGUUUCGGGACUCAUCUGGUGUGGCCAUAUUCAUCAGUAGCUGCCAUGGUGUCACUGAUGCCACCGGGUUCUACAGUUUCGUAAAUCGCUGGGCUGACGAAACGCGGGCUUUGCUGACUGGAGUGCCUGCGCCUGAGAUAGCUGUUUGCUUUGAUCGUGCAGUUCUUGUCGGUGACCCUACCGACGUACGAGUUGAGAUUGAUGAUCUUCACCGGCUUAGUAUUACGAACCCUCCGCCAGCAGCAAUAGCCAUGGCAUCGCUCUCUCCAGUAGAACGCAACAAGGCAAUUCACGCCAGCACACAGAGUGCUAAUCACCAAGGCUGCCUCUACCGAAUUGGCCAUAACAAUCUUGAGUAUUUGCGAGAUGGCGUACAGAAGUGCACCUCGGAUGGUCCUCGGCUUUCAAUUAACGAUGCCCUGAGCGCAUUGAUCGCCAAGACAGUGUCUCGGGUGCAGUUUGCCAAUAUGACUGGGCUUAUUGACCAGCCAAGCAAGCCUGGCGAUAUAUCACACCUCCAUUUGACUACCAUCGCAUGCGAUUGCCGCCGCCAUCUCGGCAUAUCUGACAUGGGUUAUAUUGGAAAUGUUCAGUAUAUUCCUAUGGUGACAAACCCAGUCGAGAGAAUCAUCCAGACAACGACGUUCGAGACGCUGGCUGAGGCUGCAAUUAAAAUCAGACACGCGAUUAACCGCGCAAAGGCUCCACAGAUAAGAGCCUAUUUCGAUAUGGCCAACCAGCAUCCAACCUUAUUCAUGAGCCCAUCUAUCACGGCAAAGAUGUAUGGACUUCGCACAAUCGUAUCGAACCAGUCUCGCUUUGGACUCUACGAUAUAGACUUUGGAUAUGGAACAGCGGAUUUUGCUACUAGUCGCCCCACUCGAUUCGCUAGCAUAGCCAGCAUCCUGCCUACUCGCCCACCAAGCAAGGAUGUAUAUGUCUCAAUUACUGACACGCCAGCAGUGCUUGAGAGCAUCAGCAACAACGAAUUUUGGAGACGCUUUGCUGAUCUCGUCUACUAGAGGAACUAAUUGAAGUCAAAAUUCUAAGCCACUCCUAUCCCACUAUUAACCACAUCGGGCACGCUCAGAAUCGGACUCAAAUAGGCCAGCUGGCUCCCCUUUUCCUUUCCUCACUCACU
Molecule: messenger RNA, 1595 nt
Organism: Linderina pennispora
Lineage: Eukaryota; Fungi; Kickxellomycota; Kickxellomycetes; Kickxellales; Kickxellaceae
Exons: 1
Coding region: 94-1476 (460 amino acids)
Molecular function (GO): acyltransferase activity, transferring groups other than amino-acyl groups
Source: RefSeq, a predicted model, not a curated record